AUGCUGUUCUCGAAAUUCCUCACCUCUGCCUCUGUUGGCCUUCUGCUCUCUUUGAUUGACCAACUGUCUGGCAAGGUUCUGAAUGUGGGGGCCGACUUAGGUCUCAUUGACGGCAAAGGAACAUUCUUUGCGAACGCGCACUACCAGUUCCAGACAAACGACGGUGCCAAUAUCCUGGUACGCGCUAAUGGGCCAGGCUUACAGAACGGCCCGCAUCCCGUGACACGUAUCACGCUGGAGACUGGAAGCGAGAAGUACUACUGGUUGAACAACAUCGUCGUGGUGGGAGAGUCGACCCCCGGAGAUGGUUCCGUCAGCAUCAAUGCAUGGCAGAUUAUCCCUACCGCUUGA
Messenger RNA from Colletotrichum graminicola M1.001, 351 nucleotides. RefSeq lists its product as uncharacterized. Bases 1 to 351 code for a protein of 116 amino acids. The record is from RefSeq and is a predicted model, not a curated record. The transcript has 3 exons. NCBI's taxonomy places the organism in Eukaryota, Fungi, Ascomycota, Sordariomycetes, Glomerellales, Glomerellaceae.